CUGGAUGAACUCACAGUGAAGCUUUGUAUCACAGCUGCGGGUUGAGUUCAUGUCCAUUCUCACAAGCUGUGAAGUUGUAUUUGUACAGUUUCAGAUGCAGCGCAUGAAGAGACAUGAGAAUGAAACAUUUUCAUUGCAAAAAGGACAAGGCAAUGGCGGCUUCAGUUAAUAUGGUUUUUCUUCUCUUCCUCAGAGAUGACGUAUAAGAUGUCCAACGAUACACUUUGCAAGUGCUUGGAGCUCAAUAGUAAAUCCACCAAAUGCAUCCAUAGUAGAAAAAACAUGAUUGAGAAAUUUUGGGACGAAGUUAUGGCCGGACCACACCCGGAGGAGACCGGCGGCGGCAGCCGCCUUGAGAAGCUGCGGAAGAACCUUUCAAUCCAGACAAAUGGUGGUGUGGAUGAAGGGUCGUCGAGCAGCAAGAACCUGGGGUCGCCGGCGGUGCCGGUGAGUCCCACAACUCAAUCUCCGACGGCGGCGCGUAAGGAGAACGUGUGGAGGAGCGUGUUCCACCCCGGCAGUAACCUGGCCACUCGCAGAAUCGGCGCCGAAGUGUUUGACAAGCCUGCUCACCCCAACUCCCCCACUGUUUAUGACUGGAUGUAUAGUGGAGAAACGAGAUCCAAGCACCGCUGAAGAAAUUAAUCGGAUUGUGUGUUUUAUUACUUGUGUUGUCAUUUGCUUAUCUUCAGACUAUUGUGUGUUUAAUGAUGUAUAAUUACUAAUGUUGUCAUUUGCUUAUCUUUAAUUAUGUAUGAUUACUAAUGUUGUCAUUUGCUUAUCUUUAGAUUGUGUGUUUGUAUAUUUAUUUCCUAUUUUUGUACUUGUGUUUUAUUUAUUAAUCUACCCUCAAAGUGUGCAAUAAUCUUAUGAGUAUGAU
Cuscuta campestris is the source of this 880-nucleotide messenger RNA. The record is from the annotation of a GenBank genome assembly. Lineage: Eukaryota; Viridiplantae; Streptophyta; Magnoliopsida; Solanales; Convolvulaceae.